AUGUAUAGCGACGACAAAGAAAGUGAAAGCGAAUAUGAGGAAGAGACAUCAUAUAUUAUACUCGACCUAGGAACGGAAGCUACACUUGACAUGUUAACAGAUAACAAUAAAAUAAUAAAAAACUUUAAUUCUAAUAAAUAUCACUUCUCACAAUGUGAUGGUGAAAAUGAAAAAGUAAAGGACGAUGUUACAUAUUCCUUGAUUGGGCUAAAAACGGAUAAUCCACGGAUGCGAAUUGACAUAUCAAAUCCAAGACAGCAGUACCUAACGUAUACUUGUCAAACGACCAAAAAGCUCAUAUUAUCAAGAAUAUCAUUACAUCCUGUCGAAUCACAAAAUAAUUUGGAAGAAGGUGAUAAACUAGAUGAUUCUUUUUCUUUAAAUGAUAUGAACUGUUGGGAGGAUUUAAAAUAG
Cetraspora pellucida is the source of this 414-nucleotide messenger RNA. The record is from the annotation of a GenBank genome assembly. NCBI's taxonomy places the organism in Eukaryota, Fungi, Glomeromycota, Glomeromycetes, Diversisporales, Gigasporaceae.